AUGCUGCCUGGGAACCAAGCUCCUGUGAUUGUUCUUAACCAGAACACUCAGCGUGAAGAAGGAAAAAAGGCCCAGCUAGCCAACAUCCGAGCUGCAAAAGCUGUCGCCGACAUCAUUAGAACCACUCUCGGUCCAAAAUCCAUGCUGAAAAUGCUUCUUGACCCAAUGGGUGGAAUCGUUCUAACAAAUGAUGGCAAUGCUAUCCUCAGAGAAAUUGACGUGAAGCACCCUGCAGCCAAAACAAUGAUCGACCUUAGCCGCACCCAAGACGAAGAAGUCGGAGAUGGCACAACUUCAGUCAUCAUCCUUGCUGGCGAGCUCAUGGGAGUCUCAGAGCCUUUCCUCACCCAAAAAAUCCACCCAAUCAACGUCGUAAGUGCUUACUUCAAAGCCUUAGAAGCCGCCUUAAAAGCAGCUGACUCCAUUUCAAAACUCGUAUCAAUCGAAGACAAAGAAACCCUUUCAGUGAUCGCCCAAAGCUGCAUUGGGACCAAAUUUUCCAGCAGAUGGGGAAACCUGAUUGUUGACCUUGCUACCGAUGCUGUAAAAACUGUCUACAUCAAUAACAACGGAAAGGUAGAAGUUGAUGUCAAAAGAUAUGCAAAAAUCGAAAAAAUCCCUGGAGGAGAUAUUGAAGAAUCCAGAGUGCUGAGAGGAGUGAUGUUUAACAAAGACGUGACCCAUCCAAAAAUGAGGAGGUUUAUUGAGAACCCAAGAGUCAUUUUACUUGAUUGUCCACUGGAGUAUAAAAAGGCAGAGUCCAUGACUAAUGUGGAAAUGACAAAGGAAGAAGAUUUUAACACACUUUUGAGACUUGAAGAGGAAGAAGUUGAAAAACUUUGCCAAGCAAUCAUGAGGCUUAAUCCAGAUGUCGUCAUAACUGAAAAAGGAGUUUCUGACUUAGCUCAGCACUAUUUCUUAAAACAAAAUAUUUCAGUGAUUAGAAGAAUUAGGAAGACAGAUAACAAUAGAAUUGCUAGAGUUAGUGGUGCCACAAUUGUAAACAGACCUGAAGAGCUGCAAGAAAGUGAUGUAGGAACCAAAUGCCAUAGGUUCGAAAUCAAGCUUAUAGGAGACGAAUAUUACACCUUCAUGGAAGAAUGUGAAGACCCUAAAGCUUGCUCUAUCUUACUUAGAGGUGCGACUAAAGAUGUCCUUAACGAAAUUGAAAGAAAUAUGCACGAUGCUAUGUCAGUCGCAAGAAAUGUCAUGAUUGAGCCAAAACUUGUCCCAGGCGGUGGAGCUGUCGAAAUGCACGUUGCCAAUGAGCUCACAAAAAUAGGCAGAACCAUUGAAGGAAUCGAACAGCUACCUUUCCAAGCAGUAGCUCAGGCCUUUGAAAUCAUUGCAAGAACUUUAGCUCAAAACUGCGGCUGCAAUGUAGUUAGAACUGUGACUGAAUUAAGAGCAAAACACGCUGAAGAUAACGUAGACGCACCAUUUUGGGGGAUUGACGGCAAUUCUGGGAAAAUUGCUGAUAUGAGAGUUGUAGGAGUUUGGGAACCUUUGGCUGUAAAGAAGCAGACCUUUAAGACUGCAAUUGAGGCAGCUUGUAUGCUUUUGAGGAUUGAUGAAGUCGUCAGUGGAAUUUCUAAGCCUGAGAAAAAGAGUGGACCAGUCGCAGCAGCCCCUGAAGAAAUGGAAGCUUAA
Molecule: messenger RNA, 1650 nt
Organism: Blepharisma stoltei
Lineage: Eukaryota; Ciliophora; Heterotrichea; Heterotrichida; Blepharismidae
Source: the annotation of a GenBank genome assembly